AUGAGAACUGGCCAAACAGCUGUGAAGGCAAGAGAGAGCUACAACAGGCGAUCGUAUUUCUCAAAGCAGGGCAAAAGAGUGAAGCUGGUCAAAAUGAAUCUUUUCUGCAUUUCGCUGGAGGGCUCUAUGGAUAGCUUAUAUGAGCCGAUCCCAGAGCAACAAGCUAACCCAGAAAACACGUCUAGUAGAACUGAUUCUCCUAUCCCACCCUUUGGAGAGAGUGAACAAACACCAAACAAUCUCUUCGUGGGAGUUUCUAAUUUGGAGAAUUCAAAACCAAAAAAGAGAAAGUUAUUCCGGAGAUUUAUGUCUGAAAAUAAAAUAUUUGAAGGAAAAACUGUGAAUGACAAAAUCUGGCAGGAACACAGCAAGCAUAAGAAUGAUUCCCACAUCAGAAGGCCCUGUCAGCUAAAAGAUCUAAAUGAAGAUGACUUUCUAAGUAACAACAUACAUACUCAUCAAGGAAAAACUCUACAAGGAACUUCCUAUCAGGUGACCUCUGAAUGUUGGAGUCCAUUUCACUAUCAAAGACAUGUUGAGACUACUGUUGAUGAAAUGGCCAUAAAAUCGGGCGGUGACCGUAUGGAAUCAAUGGGGACAUUAAAGCGACUACAGAAACUGGUUUGGACUAAGAAAGCCAGAGUGCAGAAUCAGGAUGAGGUGAAACCGACAUUAAUAAACCUCCAAGACGAAGAUGACACAUUGAUUUCUUGUUUGAAAUUAACCAAGUACCGAGAAAAGAAAGUGAGUAGUGUUAGCACAAGGAGGAAGGAAGAAAUGGAGAUUAGAUUGGAUACUCUUUCUGCAUCACUGGGUAGAUCCAGCACUUUAAAUGACUGCAACUUGGAAGAUAAAUUAGCUUGGUAUGAAGGUGAAGCUUACAUGUGGCAUCACUGGAAGCCUUUUCCUGAAAACCCUCUCUGGACAUGUGUUGAUUUCCAAAUAGCACAAGUUGGACCCUGGGACCACUGCUCCUCUUGUAUUCGCCACACACGUCUCAAGUCUUCCUGCUCAGAUAUGGAUCUCCUACAUUCAUGGCGAAGCAGCAGUUUUGGGAAUUUCGAUCGUUUUCGGAAUAAUUCUUUAUCAAAACCAGAUGAUUCAACUGAGGCACAUGAAGGAGAUCCCACAAAUGAAAGUGGAGAACAAAGUAAAACUUCAAAUAAUGGAGGCGGUUUGGGUAAAAAAAUGAGAGCUAUUUCAUGGACAAUGAAGAAAAAAGUGGGUAAAAAGUACAUCAAAGCCCUUUCUGAGGAAAAGGUUGAGGAAGAUGGAGAGAAUGCCCACUCAUAUAGAAACAGUGACCCUGUGAUUGGGACCCACACGGAGAAGGUGUCCCUCAAAGCCAGUGACUCCAUGGAUAGUCUCUACAGUGGACAGAGCUCCUCAAGUGGCAUAACAAGCUCUUCAGAUGGUACAAGUAACCGGGACAGCUUUCGACUGGAUGACGACGGUCCCUAUUCAGGACCAUUCUGUGGCCGUGCCAGAGUGCAUACAGAUUUCACGCCAAGUCCCUAUGACACUGACUCCCUCAAAAUUAAGAAAGGAGACAUCAUAGACAUUAUCUGCAAAACACCAAUGGGGAUGUGGACGGGAAUGUUGAACAAUAAAGUGGGAAACUUCAAAUUCAUUUAUGUGGAUGUCAUCUCAGAAGAGGAAGCAGCCCCCAAGAAAAUAAAGGCAAACCGAAGGAGUAACAACGAAAAAUCCAAGACUCUGCAGGAGUUCCUAGAGAGGAUUCAUCUGCAGGAAUACACCUCAACACUUUUGCUCAAUGGUUAUGAGACUCUAGAAGAUUUAAAGGAUAUAAAAGAGAGUCACCUCAUUGAAUUAAAUAUUGAAAACCCAGAUGACAGAAGAAGGUUAUUAUCAGCUGCUGAAAACUUCCCUGAAGAAGAAAUUAUCCAAGAGCAAGAAAAUGAACCUGAGCCCCUAUCCUUGAGCUCAGACAUCUCCUUAAAUAAGUCACAGUCAGAUGACUGCCCAAGGGACUCUGGUUGUUAUAUCUCAUCAGGAAAUUCAGAUAAUGGCAAAGAGGAUCUGGAGUCUGAAAAUCUGUCUGACAUGGUCCAUAAGAUUACUAUCACAGAGCCAAGUGACUGAACACACAUUCCCAACUAUAUAUCUACAGAUGCAUUCCGUUUUAACUCUUCUUGAGCUAAAACGUCAAAUAGGAGAGGAAGACAAAUAUUUGUAAAUAAAACCUAAAGUUUAAAUGUUUUAAUCUGAAUAAUUGUACAUAAAAUUUUGUAUCUCUAACAUUCCAAAUUAUUGUCAAUAAAAUAUAUAUUUAUUAUUUUAAAUGCUAUGUGUUAAUAUUUCACUUGCCUGUAUUAGAAAGGCAAAAUGUAAUCUGCAAAAAACAAAGUAACCUUUUUUCAUACCUGCCAGUUUUGAAUUUAUAUAUGUUAUUGAACAAAUAGUGAUAGAGGAUUUGCUGUUGAAACAAGUUGUCCAAGCAAUGUUAUAUUCAUUUUUAUACUUACCGGGAAAGUGUGAGUGAAUAUUGGAUACAUUUUAUCCUGAUCCACGGUGGAGUUUUAGUAAUUAUAUUUUGUUGAUUUCUUCAUUUUGUUUUCUGGUAUAAAAGUAUAGAUAAUGUGUUGUCACUUCUGAUUUAGUGAAACCAAUUGUAAUAAUUGUGCAGGUAUUUUGUCUUUAAGUGUAAAUAUUUUAAAAUUUGACAUACCCUAAUGUUAAUAAUAAAAAGAACUAUUUGCAUAUUGUA
Symphalangus syndactylus (siamang) is the source of this 2728-nucleotide messenger RNA. RefSeq names its product SAM domain, SH3 domain and nuclear localization signals 1 (gene SAMSN1). Gene Ontology annotation, molecular function: phosphotyrosine residue binding. Lineage: Eukaryota; Metazoa; Chordata; Mammalia; Primates; Hylobatidae. Gene Ontology annotation, biological process: negative regulation of B cell activation; negative regulation of peptidyl-tyrosine phosphorylation. Gene Ontology annotation, cellular component: cytoplasm; nucleus. The record is from RefSeq and is a predicted model, not a curated record.